ACGUAACAAUUGAGUUUGGUAAUUGAUGUGACGUAGACAACUUAUAGUGGAUGUCUCAAAGCGUGUGCCUCUUAUCUUGCCUGUUUCUAGCAUCCUAUCUGCUGUGUGCACUCUUUGUACUAGCACCACUUAGAUGAUGACAUCCUGAAGUAUUCGUUAUGUAAAGGCUUAAAGCUCAUCAGGUUACAAUCAGUGCCAAAAUGGCUUAUUUCCAUAUGCUGCAGCUCCAAGCUUUGUUAUAAGACAUCCCUGUCUAUGGAAGAACUCACUGAAUAUUACAUCCAGACAGGAUUUACUUUGCUCUGGGCUUUAAGUCCUACGAUAUCACCAGACUCAUUUCAAGGGCUGAAGUCUGGUUUGAAUGGGUGGAAAGGAGCCGCAAUUUGAUGCGUAGAACGACGUUCAGCAGGAAGACUAUGGAGUGGUUGUGUUUCGUGCUACAAGAAGCGUCAAGAGAUGCUGAUCACUAUGUAAGAAGAUGGAAACUAAAGGAAGAACAAUCAAACUUCUUCUGCGCAAGGAAAACCAACAAGUUUGGAAGAUUUAUAAGUAUUGUUUGUACAGGGAGAAAGAAGAUCUGUAAUUAUUAUUCCAGAAAUUACAUUUAAUGCAGGGUGGAAGGAUAUUGCAUUUAAGAUAAGUCGCUUCAUAAAUGAAAACAAAACAUCUUUUAUUACAAAUGCUCCCAGAGUCUCAGAUCCCAAUUCUCCCUUGGCAGCUUCUGUAAGAACCAGUAAAUGGCAAACUAGAGAAUCCAAUGCAGUCUUGAUUAAAACCAGCAACAACAGAAUCUUCUUAUCUGGAGGAGAUGCUAUGGCUGAGAAUGGACUGCUGGGAAGAUGUGUGGUUGGAAAUUUCAAGGAAGACCUGGACGAAAAGCCAACACUAGCGGAUAUCAGAAGAUGGUCAGUGAGCACAUGGAAAAACUCGUUCGGUGUUAACAUUUACGAGAUGGGGGGUUGUCACUUUCUCUUUGAAUUUCCAACAAAAUAUAUGGCGGAACAAAUCUUGAUAGGAGAGUGGAGAUGGAAGCGAGCAAAAUUUCAUCUGGAUUGGUGGUCACCGGUCGCCGGUUGUUGCUCAGACAAUCAACAAAAAAAGGAGAUCUGGAUCAGAGCAAUGGGUCUUCCUCUGCACUUCUGGACAGAAAAAGUUUUCAAAGCCAUUGGAGACAAAUGUGGAGGUUGGCUGGAAACAGAGGAAGAGACAAAGCUGAAGAACCAUUUAAAAUGGGCGAGAAUUAAAGUUAAAGGAAAUGGUGCAGAUGUCCCGAAGGAAGUGACGAUUGUAGAAAAUGGGUUAAUCUUUAUCAUACCCAUCUGGUGUGAAUCGCCGACGAGGGUUCUUCCUGGAGGUGAAGAAGAUACAGGAAGGGUCAAAGACAACAAGGCAAUAGAGCCCUAUGUCUCAGAGGUUAGAAGGGGUAGUUGUGGUAUAAAAGGGAGAGAGCACGUGGGCUCCUCAAAAGAUGUGCCCAAUGUGAAAGUAAAGGUGGAUAAGGGGGAGGGGGCAUCUGGCAGUAAUAAGGGGGGAGUUAAUAAUAAGGGUUUAGGUAUUGGGCCGACUAAGCAGCCCAAAACUCUUAGAGAUAGGGCAAAACAUAAUGAUCAGAAGGACUCAGUUUUAUUUAAUGAGGUGGGCUCAGUUUUAUUUACUGAAGCCCAAAUCUUUAAUCAAGCCCAAGUCAAUAUUGGCACAUCUGAUAUUUUGGAUCCAGUUGCAAUUGAAGUUGAAGCCAUUAACUUUGCUAUGUUGGAGUCUCCACGUAGUUCUGGAAACAUCGACAACGAAAUAUGGGUAGAUUCUCCUUCCCAUUUUCAAGAACAAAAUCAAAUGGUGGUUCAGGAAGAAGUAGAUAAUUACGUAGAUGCCAUGACAAACACAGAAGGGGAAAAUUCACAGAUUGACUUUCCAGGGGACAAUGGAGACAUGCAGAUGCUCAUGCCUUCAGAGUCAAACAAUUGGCCAAUUGAGGAGGUAGAACCUUUGAAGAUACAGCUUCAGGAGGAGGAAAUAGAGGGGGAAAUGGAUGCAUCUUUAUGGGUCCAUCAGAAUGUGCUUAAAUUGAGCAAACAAUAUGGGGCCAAUUUCCAUGGAUGCGAGAAAGAGGCUCUGGCCUUAUUCAUGAAGAUAGAUAGUUGCAGACAAGCAAAAAGGCAAGCAGCAGAACCUUUGAUUAUGGCAACUCAUAAAAAGAAAGGCACUCAAGAACUUAAAGGUUUAGUGUUUGAUAUGAAGUUCAAGAGCACUGGAGGAAGGAAUAGGGGAAAAGAAGUUUCAAUGGUGGAUCAAUGAAAGUAAAAAUCAUAUCUUGGAAUGUGAGGGGAUUGAACUGCAUUCAAAAAAGAAGGAUUGUAAAUAGUUUGGUUCAAAAGUGGAAAGCUGAUGUUUUCUGUUUCCAGGAAACAAAAAUUGAAGGGGACAUAGAGGAGAUUAUCAAGCAACUGUGGGGAAAUAGGGGUGUAAAGUAUGGGCAAUUGGAGGCUAGUGGAACUAGGGGGGGUAUUCUAAUGAUGUGGGAUAGCAAGAUUUGGAAGGGGGAGGUGGUUACUACUGGAUCCUACUCUAUAACAUGUAGAUUUGAAUCUCAAACUCAAAAUUACAUUUGGAUUUCACUGGGGUUUAUGCUCCAAAUUGCAACAAAGAGAGACAAAAAGUUUGGUGGGAAAUUGGAGCUGUGAGGGGUCUUUUCAUUGGUCCUUGGGUGGUAGGAGGUGAUUUUAACAUAGUUAGAUUCCCUUUUGAAAAAAGGAAUUGCACAAGAAACACUAGAGCGAUGACAGAUUUCUCUGAUUUUAUUAUCUGAUUUUAUUGAAGACAUGGAACUAGUGGAUCUUCAACUGAUAGGGGGAGUUUAUACAUGGACUUGUGGGGACAAUCACGAGAUCUCAUCCAGAAUUGAUAGGUUCCUUGUAACUGCAGAAUGGAAUGAUUGUUUUACGAACAUCAAACAAGAAAUUUUACCCAAAAUUUGCUCUGACCACACACCACUAGUGUUACAAUGUGGUAAAUGGGAACAAAAGAAAUCAUAUUUUAAGUUUGAGAAUUGGUGGUUAGAGACCGAAGGCUUCACUGAUAGAGUUAGAAACUGGUGGACUUCUUUUAUUUUUGAAGGCAGACCCGACUAUAUUCUUGCAUGUAAGCUCAAAGCACUCAAAGGUAGAUUGAAAGAAUGGAGUCAAAGCAAUUAUGGCAAUGUGGAGAUAAGGAAAAACUUAAUACUGCAUCAAAUAUCCGAAUUGGAUGCAAUCCAACAGCUAAGAGGUCUGAAUGAAGAGCAAAAGAUCAAAAGGGCAAAUCUUUUCAUGGAAUUUGAAGAAAAUGCUAAAAGGGAAGAAAUAGCGUGGAGACAAAGAUCCAGGACUCUAUGGCUCAAGCAGGGUGACAGGAAUACAAAAUUUUUCCAAAGAAUGGCCAACGCUCAUAGAAGGAAUAACAACAUUGAUCAGUUGUUGGUGGAAGGGGAGACUAUUGAAGAACCAGAAGCUAUCAAAAGGGAGAUCACAAAUUUCUACACCAAACUUUACUCUGAAACUGAAAACUGGAGACCCACUUGCAGUAUGCAUAAUUGUUGUACUAUCACUGAAGAAGAACAACAAGCAUUGCAAAGUCCCUUUGAUGAGAAAGAGAUCUUUGAAUGUUUAAAGCUAUGUGCAAUCGACAAAGCUCCCGGUCCAGAUAGGUAUUCAAUGGUUUUUUUUAUCAAGUAUUGGGAGGUAGUUAAGUUAGCUGUUGUGGCUACUAUCCAGAAUUUUCACUCUCAAGAGAUGUUUGAAAAAAGCUUCAAUGCCACAUGUAGCUUUGAUUCCAAAAAAGAAUGGUGCCAGGGAAUUAAGGGACUUUAGACCUAUUAGUUUAAUCGGCAGCAUCUAUAAGAUGAUCUCCAAAAUUCUCACUGAAAGACUUAAAAAGGUGAUGCACAAACUAGUUGACUCGCAUCAAAUGGCAUUCAUCAGAGGCAGACAAAUUACAGAUGGCGUUUUGAUAGCUAAUGAAUGCUUGGAUUCUAGGUUAAAGGAGAAAAAACCUGGCAUAAUGUGUAAGUUAGAUAUUGAAAAGGCUUAUGAUCAUGUAAAUUGGGAAUUUCUACUAGGGAUCUUACAGAAAAUGGGGUUCGGAAGGAAAUGGAUCAAUUGGAUGAAGUUCUGUAUUAGCACUGUCAGGUUCUCAAUUUUGAUAAAUGGAUCUCCUGAAGGAUUUUUCCCCUCCCAAAGAGGAUUGAGACAAGGUAACCCUUUGUCUCCUUUUCUUUUUAUACUAGCUAUGGAAGGAUUGAACAACAUGCUGAAGAAUGCUCAUGGGAAUGGCUGGAUUAAUGGUUUCAAUGUGGCUAAUAUUCAAACAAACAGGCUGGAAAUUACUCACCUUCAGUAUGCAGAUGAUACCUUGAUUUUUUGUGAUGCAGAGGAGAGUCAAUUAAGACAUUUAAGGGUUAUCCUGGUACUGUUUGAAGCUAUAUCUGGACUCCACAUCAAUUGGAGGAAAAGCCAAAUAUUUCCAGUAAAUGAGGUACCUAGGAUACAACUGUUGGUGGAUAUUUUGGGUGGGCAAGCUGGAACUACUCCAACCAUUUACCUGGGUAUGCCUCUGGGAGCAAAAAGCAAGUCCAAAGACAUUUGGAAUGAUGUUUUGGAAAGGUGUGAGAAAAAGCUUGCAAGAUGGAAAUCCAAUUAUCUGUCUCUGGGAGGUAAAUUGGUGCUCAUCAAUUGUGUUCUGGAUGCACUUCCUACCUAUAUGAUGUCUUUAUUCCCCUUACCAGCAAGUGUAGAGAAGAGAUUGGAAGUUUUGAGAAAA
Nicotiana tabacum (common tobacco) is the source of this 4794-nucleotide messenger RNA. The record is from RefSeq and is a predicted model, not a curated record. Lineage: Eukaryota; Viridiplantae; Streptophyta; Magnoliopsida; Solanales; Solanaceae.